Nematostella vectensis (starlet sea anemone) is the source of this 1893-nucleotide messenger RNA. RefSeq names its product ankyrin repeat domain-containing protein 66. The record is from RefSeq and is a predicted model, not a curated record. The transcript is spliced from 4 exons. NCBI's taxonomy places the organism in Eukaryota, Metazoa, Cnidaria, Anthozoa, Actiniaria, Edwardsiidae. The coding region runs from base 467 to 1000 and encodes 177 amino acids. Gene Ontology annotation, molecular function: protein binding.
AUGGUUUUUAUCCUCAUCAUAUAUGUAAAACUACGUACAUAAAAAUGAAUGAGUAAGCAUUUGAUUUUUCCCCUCUUAAUGCAAAUAAGAUCGCCAAAUUAUUUUGCAGUCCAGUGACUGCAGGCAUAUAGGCUGCGUACGCCCCUGACUGCUCAUGAUUUUACGAUGACAUUUGUAUUGAAUUCUAAAGAGGAUAUUAGGUAAGCCAUAUAAUUUAGGGCGGAAACCAGUCGGCUAAACAGCCGCUGCGGAAACACGGGACCUCCAAGUUCUUUCCGCGUCUAAAAUCUCAUACUAAAAAUAUAGACUCACAGACAAGGCCGUACAAGUGAUUGCAAGCGAAACAGCAACCAUUUUUUGGUUUGUGAACACCGUGUUGGAAGGUACUCGCCGAUCCGCUUCCGGCCGCCGAUGUAGGCUCUGAUUACAAGGUCCAUAUAUCAUCCCAUUUUGCCACAGACUCGUUAUGACCGAGCUUCACGAGGCCGCAGCGAAGGGCGAUGUUGACGCGCUCGAGGCAAUCUUGCUUGCCGGGAGCAUAGACCCCGAUAGCGAGGACUGGGAUUACGGCAGGCGAACGGCUCUACACGUAGCAGCCGCUGCAGGUAGAACAAAAUGCGUAAAGAAACUCCUCGAACACUGCGCAGAUGGCGAGAUGCGCAUGAGCGGAGGAUGGACGCCAGCGCAUUGUGCCGCUGAGCGAGGAAGUAUCAACGUACUGCGGGCGCUUGCGGAUGGCGGGGUAUCGUUGACAGAGGAGGAUAACUUUGGAGACACGCCGAAAAGAGUGGCAGAAAUAAAUGGUCAAAAGAAAGCAAUGGAAUUUCUGGACAGUUUAGAGAAUGGCACACAAGAGAAAUCAACAAAUCACACCAGACAAAAGGAUAUAAAAGAGCCAAAUAAGGACCCUCAAGAGACAAUGUCUGAUGCAGAAGAUAAUUAUGAAGAUAAUGUACUGGACGCUUUACAACAGCCAAAGGUUACAUUUGACUUGACAUGAUCUCACAGGCAUACUUAGCAUAAAAUCAUGGUCAUAGCAGGGGUGGAACACUGGGGGAACAUGCCACCCUCCCCAAUAUUUUCAGUAAUUAUAAGGAAAUUACCCGUAGGGGAGUAGCUGUGCCCCGCAAUAUUUUUUCAAUGUCUUUGUAUUGUUUUUCCCCCUAACAAUAUUUCUCUACAACUUUUUUUCACAAAAACUCUGUGCUGACUUUAUGUGACCAAUGAGAUGUACCAUUAAUGCACAUUUCAGUGGAAAAAUAAAUCUGCUGGAAUUUUGGAAUCUGAAAUUCAAUCCAGCUAACAAUGAAAAACACUUAAUUUCAUUGUUCAAGCUUAAAAUAAUACAUAGAGAUCAUCAUGGAUUAUUUCAAAAAUGGUAUUGCAAGAUUUUAAAGAAAAAAAAAACAAUGUUAUUCAAACCAGAUCCAGAGUCUUUAAAAUAAAAAAAAGGUCCUUUAUCUGGAAGACGGAUCCAUUUUCAAUGGAUGAUAGUAUCUAUGGCUCACAUAUAGCAGCUGAUUUAAGAAACAACUGUUUUUUUUUUAAAGCAGAUUCACUUCAGCAAAAGUACAUGUGAAAAAACGUAAGCAAGAAGUUGGUAUAAACAAAAUAUUUAUUUACAUUUUCAAGAGAUAAACAACAACAGUAAAUCAUAUGAUUGACAUUGGAUAAAUUUGUUUUGCUGUUGUUUAAAUUUGUGUAUGCUUAAGUUCAUAUGAGAUGGUGACUGUUGAUGUGCUAGUUCCUUUAUCAUUAUUUUAUUAACUAUAAAUUAUAUCUACUCUGUUUCUGUUGUAGGUCUCUUGACUAUGAAUAUUCUUUGGUUAGUUACGGUUGCCAUUAGAACAAAGUUGCCAAAAUGUACUGUAGAAUAAAAGAAAAAGAUAUUAA